Tupaia belangeri chinensis (Chinese tree shrew) is the source of this 1395-nucleotide messenger RNA. RefSeq names its product vomeronasal type-2 receptor 116-like. Gene Ontology annotation, biological process: G protein-coupled receptor signaling pathway. Lineage: Eukaryota; Metazoa; Chordata; Mammalia; Scandentia; Tupaiidae. The record is from RefSeq and is a predicted model, not a curated record. Gene Ontology annotation, cellular component: plasma membrane. Gene Ontology annotation, molecular function: G protein-coupled receptor activity.
CAAGAUAGUAGAUUUCAAGCUAACUAUAUUAAUAAUCACCUUAAGUACAAAUGGAAGAACUACCAAUAUGUAUUGGCCUUUCUCUUUGCCAUUGAGGAGAUCAAUAAGAGCCCCCAUUUGCUCCCUAACCUUUCCCUGGGUUAUGAUCUCUACAAUGCUUUUCCCAGUAACAGAAGAACUUUACAAAAUGCUGUGUUUUUGCUCUCUGGAGGGAAUGAGACUCUGCCAAACUACAACUGCCAGACACAGAAACAACUUGUUGCUAUCAUUGCAGGAAACAUGCCAACAUUUUCAGCCCAAAUUGGAACCAUUUUGGAACUCUCUAAAAUCCCACAGGUCACAUACGGUCCUUUUGACCCCACCUUAAGUGAUAAAGACCAAUUUACAUCAGUUUAUCAGAUGGCCACCAAGGACAGCUCUCUGACUCAUGGAAUCAUCUGCUUGUUGCUGCAUUUUGGCCGGACAUGGGUGGCGCUCUAUGUAUCUGAUGAUAUGCUUCAUCCAUUUCUGAGGAAAAGCCAAGUGGUAAACAGCAUUGGGUACAACAUGUCCCUGGAUGAAGAAAGAAAUAUGAUGCAGUAUGAUAUCCACAACCUUGUGAGAUUUCCUAAUCACAGUUGGUUGCUUGUUAAAGUAGGAGACUUUAUCUACAGGAAUUCCCAGGAUCAAGGUUUGGUCAUUAAAGAAGAGAUGAUAAACUGGUCUGUUAGUUUCAAAGAGCCUCUCAGCUUUAUUCUGCUCAUCUCCCUCCUGCUAUGCUUCCUCUGCUCCUUGCUCUUCAUUGGCCAUCCUAAUGCAGCCACCUGUGUCCUCCAACAAGUCACAUUUGGCCUUGUGUUCACUGUGGUUGUUUCCACUGUUUUGGCCAAAACCAUUACUGUGAUUUUGUCAUUCAAAGCCAUGAAGCCUGGAAGAACAAUGAGGUGCUUGCUGCUCUCAGGAGCUUUUAACUCAAUCAUUCCCAUUUGUUCCCUGAUCCAAAUGAUUAUCUGUGGAAUCUGGUUGGGAACCUCUCCUCCUUUCAUUGACAUAGACUCACACUCUGAGUCCAGAAAUCUCAUCAUCGUAUGCAACAAGGGCUCAGUCACUGCCUUCUACUGUGUCCUGGGCUACCUGGGCUUCUUGGCUCUGGGGAGCUUCACUGUGGCUUUCCUGGCCAGGAACCUGCCUGACACAUUCAAUGAAGCCAAGUUCCUCACGUUCAGCAUGCUGGUGUUCUGCAGUGUCUGGGUUACAUUUGUCCCUGUCUAUCACAGCACCAAGGAGAAGUCCAUGGUGGCGUCCUCCAGUGCAGGGGUCCUAGUCUGCAUCUUUUUGCCCAAGUGCUACAUUAUUCUGAUAAGGCCUGAUGAGAACUCCUGGAAAGCUUUAAAAAAUAGAAGGGGUUCCAAAUAA